Molecule: messenger RNA, 845 nt
Organism: Solea solea (common sole)
Lineage: Eukaryota; Metazoa; Chordata; Actinopteri; Pleuronectiformes; Soleidae
Product: protein FAM180A
Exons: 3
Coding region: 24-527 (167 amino acids)
Source: RefSeq, a predicted model, not a curated record
GUGUGUGUGUGAGGAUUGUCAACAUGAAGCAGUGGUGGGCUCUGCUCACCGUUGUUCACCUGUCCGUCCACCUGGCAGCGUCGCAGCACCACAGGAAAGCGCUGUUUCCAUCUGCGUUGAGGAUAAAGCGCGGCACGUACUCGCUGGUCAACCCCACGUUUCAGCGCUCGCUGGAGGACGUCGACCUGCUCUUUGAGAUUCUGCUGGCUGGAAUGCAGAUCGACGGCGAGGACCACACCAUGCUGAUCCCAGAUGGGGAGCUGGCGUCGCUGAGGAGCGUCGAGAGGCUGGACGUCAUCUGCGAGGACGUCCUGCCCAAAUCGCUCUCCGACAUCCGCCGCCUGAUGGCGGAGCUCGGGCGGCGCCGGCGGCCUCUGGGCUGGCAGGACUUCGAGAGGACGGUACUGACCCUGGUCCACGCCGCGCAGACGCUGGCUCGCGUCAGCAGCCUGCAGCAGAGGGAGGCGUGGACGGACGCGGUGACGCAGCUGUUCAGGGCCAUCCAGAAAGACCUCACACCUUCAUGAGGAGGAACAGAAGAUGUACAAACGUUCGUGCCCAUGUGUAUAAUUAUAUAGAGCUUAUUUUUAACCAUUUUUGAGCCUUUUUUCCACUCUUAUAUGAAUAUAUAUAUAUAUAUAUAUAGAUAUAUACUACCUGUAUACAUUAUGUAUUAUUAUGGUACUUGCUAACAUACUAACAGAAACCACAAGAUUUACGUUAAAAUACAUUACAAUGAGAGAAUGCUGAAGAGCAUCUCUGAAUGUUCAACAUGUCGUGUACCUAAUAAAGUGACUAUAUCCUUGUAAACGCAGCAUGGCAGUUUCAUGUCUGCGGUCGACGCA